Molecule: messenger RNA, 4942 nt
Organism: Hemibagrus wyckioides
Lineage: Eukaryota; Metazoa; Chordata; Actinopteri; Siluriformes; Bagridae
Product: thrombospondin type-1 domain-containing protein 1
Exons: 6
Coding region: 1323-3953 (876 amino acids)
Cellular component (GO): cell periphery
Source: RefSeq, a predicted model, not a curated record
ACGUGAUCAAGCAUAAUAAAGAUGUUAGUGAGCAUUUUAAGGAUAUACACUGGAAAAAGAUCAACUUGAUUCAUAUACACUGACCAGGCAUAAAAUUAUGACCACCUGCCUAAUAUUGUGUUGGUCCCCCUUUUGCUGCCAAAACAGCCCUGACCCGUCCUGCACUGUGUAUUCUGACACCUUUCUAUCAGAACCAGCAUUAACUUCUUCAGCAAUUUGAUCAACAGUAGCUCGUCUGUUGGAUCGGAUCACACGGGUCAGCCUUCACUCCCCACGUGCAGCAAUGAGCCUUGACCACCCAUGACCCUGUCACCGGUUCACCACUGUUCCUUCCUUGGACCACUUUUGAUAGAUACUGACCACUGCAGACCGGGAACACCCCACAAGAGCUGCAGUUUUGGAGAUGCUCUGAUCCAGUGGUCUAGCCAUCACAAUUUGGUCCUUCAUCAAAUCCCCUAAAAUUCUAAGCUUGUCCAUUUUUCCUGCUUCUAACAUCAACUUUGAGGACAAAAUGUUCACUUGCUGCCUAAUAUAUCCCACCCACUAACAGGUGCCAUGAUGAGGAGAUACUCAGUCUUAUUCACUUCACCUCUCACUGCUCACAGUGUUAUACCUGAUCGGUGUACAUAUAUUCAUACCUUAUUCUGAUGAUGGAUGUGAACAUUAACUGAAGCUCUUGGUCUGUGUAUGCGUGCUGCCACCUGAUUGGUUAAUUGCAUUAAUAAGUUUCUAUUAAACUGACCGAGAAAUGAAUAAAUUUAUGUCAAGUUAAAAGCCCAUAUUUUGUCCACUUGCCUAAACAAACACAUUUUACUCUGUACAAUCGAAUGAAUACCAGCGGGGAAUCCCGCCCAAUCUGGCAGCAGUGUGAGACUUCUCUCUCCUCCCGGAUCCUCUGUAGGCGUCGAUAUAACGGAUAAACAUGUAGUUUGGAGUCUGUAUUUGCUCGUUUCUAUUUCUCUUCUUCACACCGAUGCUAUGGAACACUGAAGAUGAAGAACUGAUGGUUGUGUAUUUUCACUGGACAUCAGACAAGCUGGAAAAUUGGAAUCACUGGUUUGGGGAACAAAUCUGACUCUGAUGCGUUCAUUCCUGAGGCAAGGAUUGUUCAGAAAGUAUAAAGUAUAUGGAUCCCAGGAACCCCAAAAAUACAAGGAUUGGUGCUGAGUCAAGUGGAAAAAGAGCAGCUGAGUUUUCAAUACAUGAAUCAAACCACUUGGGCUGGAUGUAGAUGUUUAUUGUACAACAUACAGGGCUGUUUGAAGAUAUAUAUAUAAAAAAGGUGAUGCUGAGCAAGCAAGCAAGAGUACACAUGCGUCGGAAUGAUACAGGGUUUCACCCCACUCGUCCAAUUUCUGCUCCUGCUCCUCCUUAUAGGAUUCGCAAUGGCUGGUCUUCAUCUGUGGCCCUCAGUACAUGUUGCUCUAAGCAAUGCCAGUGUUUUUGUCACUUACAAUACAGACACCAACAUGACAGACAGUGAAUUGUCCAUGAAUCUGCUUGACCUUGAUAAGAAUAUAACAUUGCUAACUCGACGUCUGCCAUUCAACCAGUCAGCGGGCGUUCUGGAGUUUGACUGCGAAUACUUCCUAUAUGCCGGGAAUUUCAGCUUCAGAUUGGACCAAACUGGCCACCAGGGUGGACUGAGGAGUACCUCCAGCUGGUGGAGCCCAGUACUACGCGUCCUGUGGCCCACAUUCCACUUUGGAGUGGAACAUGCUAACAACAACUACAGUUCUGGUGCAUUUCAGGUUUCUGUGUCUACCAAUGUUGACUUCCAUGUCUGCCUGAACAGCAACUCAUCCCUCUACCUAGAGGUCAGCUACAUGGAACACAACCAGAUUGGCAAGAACACCAUCGACAAGGUGCAGAAACGAACGACACACAACAUCCAGGCUGUGAGGUCCCAGCAUGUGGAACUAAAGUGUGCCUCCCUGCUGACUGAGGCUGGCUUCAUUCAAGUAGCUCUCAAGUCUCACUACACCCAACAGGACAUCAAAUCCUCAGGACCACUCUAUUUAUCUCGUAUCUUCUCCUACAAGCUUCUGGUUGAGAAUAACUACAGAAGUGGCUGUGAGGGGACAGUGCCUGUCCGCCUGCUCUCUCCACCCUGCACAGUCACUGCAGGGAAGGUGUUGCUGUACAAGGAGGCCAGUGCAGCUUCAGAGCAGGAAAAGCCCUCUCAGCUUGCCUUUCACUUUCUCACCCAAGGGGAGAAUGAGACAGAGUUUAAUUGCUCCCAGUUUGAUCUUGGACAGAAAAAGUACUGCUUUCAUUAUGAGCGUAUCUACAGUCAGUCCUCCAGUUUGGCACAUACAUGCAUCAUUGUGCAAAGAAAUGCUGUAGAGAUGUGGGGCCCAUGGCAAACAUGGAGUGGGUGCAGUGUGACUUGUGGAGAGGGGGUGCGAGAGCGUGUGCGUGAGUGCUUGGUGCCCCCUGGUGGUGGGAUGCAGUGCAGUGGUAUGGUGAGAGAGCAGUCACUCUGCUCCCUGGAGGACUGUACUGAUGUCCUGCCUCCUGUUUCCGCCCCGCCUCCUCCGGCUGUGGACUCCUUUCUUGGAGGAAACUUAGUUGUGGUGGCUGGUAUCUCUCUCUGUCUUGCUGUCAUCCUGGUCACUAUCCUUAUAACAGUGUGGAGGAAACUGUGCCAUGGCCAAAAGUGUAGCUCAGCAAGGCCUGAGUCUAUGCCUUCUCCUAGUGGACGCAAAAACUCAGAUGAGGCUUCUAUUUGUGGACACAGCCUGCGGAGGCCUAGUUUCUCUGAGAGUAUGAGGGCAUCUGCACUUCAGAAUGGCCAAACAUGCCCUGUGUCUAUUCGAGCAGCAUCAGACAAGGGGGUACUGGCCUGUCAGCAGAGUUUCCCCCACUCUGCGCCCUCACCUCAAGAUCCUGAACGGCUGUCCCCAUCUGGUCAAAAGAUUCUUCCACCCAUUUUUGGGUAUCGUUUGGCGCAGCAACAACUUAAGGAAAUGAAGAAGAAAGGACUUAAAGAAGCCACACAGGUCUAUCAUGUCUCCCAGAGUCCUGUUGAUGACACAAUGUUGGAGGCCACAGCCUCAACAUCUGCUGGUCUAACACCAGUGCCUCAGGACCUGGAAAGUCAAGAAGAAGUCAGUAUCAGGCAACUCCGCAAAUCUCCUUUCACAGAGCCCACAUGGCCUCACAGAAGUUCUGCCACUUUGCCUGACAGACUGAGUCCCAAGGUGGAUCUGAUGUUGGCCACACCAAAAGUUGUUUUUAGUGACCGGGACCGACGACAAGAACGCACUGCAGACUGGGUGGCAAUGGUGGAACGAAACAGACUCAGUUUUUCUAACAACCCAAAUUUCAGGAGGACAUCUAGCUUCAACGAGAGCAAUCUGCAGCAGUUACCUAAACCACAGCCAUUUAGGGAGCGGAGCAUGACUCAGGUGGCCCCCCGCCAGAUUCCAGAGGGCAGCUGUAGAACCAGAGCCUGGGAGCAUCCAAUACCUGAGCUGGAGGACUGGUGUCAGUCUAAAUAUAGGAUACCCGACAGCUCUAGUCACCACAGGCAGAGACCUUGGGUAGAUAUGCCUUCCUUUUCAAAAUCCAAACCUGCUGUGGUUCAUUCGGGGACAGUACCAACAAAAAAUCGGGUAACUGACAAUCAUGGAGUGGGCUGGGUCCCAUCUUUUGGGAUAGAGCGGGUAGAAAGGGCAGAACAAAAUUGGAACAGGAGAGGUCCCUCUCCUAUCCAGAGGAACAUUUUGGCCCGGAAGUUGCGAGAAGCCAAUUCAUCAACCAGUCACCACAGAAAGAGAAGUUCCACGUUCUCUAGCUAUGAUCAGAGCAAGGCCCGAUGCCGAAGCCUCCCACUCUCUGCAGACUACAGCUCCUCCUAUGGCCUGACUGAGGAUGAGCAGCGAAUGAUGGACAUUUCUGGAUAUCUGGGAGAAGAGGACGGGACAGAAAUAACGAAAGACCUCAGUUGAUUAUAUCUGAGAUUGUUUAGAUUAGAAACUCCAAAGCUGAAUUCCCAUAACUGAUUGUUUCUCAAGUUGUAGUGCUUUACCUUUGUGAAGCCUUUAUUUAGGAAUUACUUUUUGGGAAUUAAGUUAAUAGUUAUUGUUAGCUGAAUGAUGUAUAACUUAUUAUUUUUGUCUUUAACAUGAAUUUUUUAUAUUCCUUAUAAUAUGUAUUGUCAAAAAUCAUGUUAAAUUAUUUUAUUUGCACAGUGUAGGAAUUGUAUGUGUUCUGAAGAGAGCACACCUGAUUAACCAGUUAAAUGUAAGCAUUUUUACUGUAAAGCUGCCUUAAGAUCAAGUUGGAUAUUUUAUCAGAUACUGUAUAAAACAACUAUUUGGAAUUAUCAUGUAAAUGAGUAUACCUUCGGCAAAAAGAAACUAUAUUACUGCAUUGUAAUUGUAUGUAGCAGCAAACUGGUUUGUCUCUAAAUCCUUUAAAUAUAUUAGAAUGGUUUAAUCUAAGUAUAAAUGCUUUUAUUUUUGUUUGUAAAUGAAAAAUAAUGUUCAUAUCUUUUCUUUUACAGAGAUUUAUUGCAUUUUCAUUUUGUUUUAGUGUAUCUGAAUUAAAAGAAUGUAAUGUAAAGGAUCAUUCAGAGUAGUUUAAACUGUGUCUCUUUACACUGGAAGAAAUAUCUCAGCUCAUAGGCAGGCAGUUCUGUAUGGACUGUAAAUAAAUUUCUUUUAUUUAAAAGAAAUUCUUUUAUGUUUGUUAUAAAGAAUGGGGGGUAUAUAUCAUGUGAUCUAAAGGAUAGAGAUAUCUGACUUUUGGCUAGUGCCUAUGGGGAAAACAACAAAACUACAAAAACUUAGAAAAUAGAAACCUUUCGGUAACUGAGGUUAAGCAUAGGAUUAGAUGUGGGUAUAAAAUAUUGUUUAUUAGCUGUAUUGAAGAUACUCAUGAUGAUAUUAUGAGGUCUGUGUGUGUGUGUGUGAGAGAGAGAAAGAGAGACUACUCU